AUGACCGACCUGCAGGCUCUCCGUGGCAAAUCGAGGGACUGGGACAGCAGAGGAUGGACUGCGGUCGAGCACGACCACCGGCCGGUGCCGCACCGCAGUCGAGGAAGGUUGCGCGAGUCACAAGAGAGGAAAGCUAGGAUGUCGACCACAAAAUCAAUGUUAAUAGUCAUCGUUGUUCUUGCUGUCUUGUCCUUGGACGCGAAUGCUUAUGAUGCCGAACCUUUACAGGAUUUCUGUGUUGGUGUCAAUGACUCCGAUGCUAGCGUAUUGGUGAACGGGAAGAUAUGCAAGGACCCAGCCACCGUGACCUCGAACGACUUCUUCUUCUCAGGCCUCAACGAAGCCGGCAACAUAACAAGCCCAUUCGGGACUAAAGUGACGGCCGUUUUCGUGAACCAGCUGCCGGCCCUCAACACGCUCGGCAUCUCCAUGGUCCGCAUCGACUUUGCCCCCGAAGGCGCCAACCCACCACACGUUCACCCACACGCCUCUGAGAUCCUGCUCGUCUUGGAGGGAACUCUCUACGCGGGCUUCAUAUCCUCUAAUCCUCCAAAUGCAGCCGAUGAGAACAAGCUCUACUCUAAGGUCCUAAACCCGGGGGAUAUUUUCUUGUUCCCUAAGGGACUCAUUCAUUUCCAGUAUAACCUUGGGAGCACUAAUGCUGUUGCGAUUGCGGCACUAAGCAGCCAGAACCCGGGAGUUGUGACCUUGUCCAAGGCUGUAUUCGGGUCGCAGCCCUCUGUUUUGCCGGACCUUCUCACCAGAUCUUACCAGCUUGAUGGUAAAACGAUCAAUCGACUCUUGUCGUUGGAGUGGAUUGGGACGGCUUAG
Molecule: messenger RNA, 831 nt
Organism: Striga hermonthica
Lineage: Eukaryota; Viridiplantae; Streptophyta; Magnoliopsida; Lamiales; Orobanchaceae
Source: the annotation of a GenBank genome assembly